Molecule: messenger RNA, 1158 nt
Organism: Neurospora tetrasperma FGSC 2508
Lineage: Eukaryota; Fungi; Ascomycota; Sordariomycetes; Sordariales; Sordariaceae
Exons: 2
Coding region: 1-1158 (385 amino acids)
Source: RefSeq, a predicted model, not a curated record
AUGGAUUUUUCAGAGGUCGUGAGACUUCUAGACGACACAAAGCGCCAGGAAGCUCGGAGAGAUGUUGAGCGUCUCCUCAACAACCCUCCGUCUUGCCAACCACCCUGGGGAAAAAACCUCAAAGAACUAGUCAAAUGGGCCACGGAAUGCAAAGUCCAAGCAGAACAAGAGCCAGAGUCCAAGGCACCUGAACGACCGACCCUCAAGAUGUUUCAACCCCCACAUCUCCAAGAUUUCUGGAGCCGCAACCCCAAGUGGGUGACCGACUACUUCGUCAAUGCACAGAAGUAUCCACGCCUCGAGGUGAUUGUUCGCGCCAUGAUGCAGGAACAUAUGAUGGCGGUACAGGACUACAUGUCUAUUAUCAAGAUGCAUGUCAAUCCAGAGAGUGACCGUGAGAAGGUUACAUGCCUGGAAGAGCAAGACAGCGAGGAAGAAGGAGCAACCGAAACAGCAGGAGAGGGAGCGGAAGAGGAGGCCGAGGAGAAAACAGAAGAGAAGGCGGAGAACAAAGCAACAGAGGGACAAGAGACCGGAGACGAACUCUCAGACGCUGACAAAAAGAUCUUAUUCCAAGACCUCCAGAAUGUCGUCAAACAGCAUAUCCGCCUCAAGGCAAUCCUCGACUGCUACUGGGUCAUGUCGCACGAGGGCGCUCUCAUCCAAGACGCCAACCACAUGCUCUUCAUGGAACGCCUCCGAGCCUCAACCGCCCCGUCAGACCAUGAUCAGGCUCUGCCCAGUGACUUCCCACUUAUUUCCCCCCGAGUCCAUCAGAGGGCCGCCCCAAUCCCAUCUUCUUCAUUUCCCGAAGCGCAAGCCGAAGAAGUCGCUGAAGAUGACAAGUGGAUCAACGAUCGGGCAGUUGAUCUUCGCGAGAUAUACCCUUUACUCUCCGAAGAGGCGGCUAAAGAACUCGCCAAAUGUGAGAAGGUGGUCUGUGAACACGCAGAUUUCCUUAACGAGUAUGAAGAGAAGAUGGGUGACCGCACCUUCCUCUUGAUGGCCAAGCAGAUGGAACUGAUGGGAAUCGAUGAAAGGAGCAAGCUCGAGAAGCUUAGACUCAAAGCACAGGAGAUGGCGCUUGAGUUGCAGGAGAAGGAGACGAGUGAGAGGGAGAAGGCUUUGAGGGAACGUGAGGAGAGAUUGGGGUUGUAA